Messenger RNA from Lepidothrix coronata (blue-crowned manakin), 2366 nucleotides. RefSeq names its product isopentenyl-diphosphate Delta-isomerase 1. Bases 13 to 819 code for a protein of 268 amino acids. Gene Ontology annotation, molecular function: isopentenyl-diphosphate delta-isomerase activity. The record is from RefSeq and is a predicted model, not a curated record. Gene Ontology annotation, biological process: isopentenyl diphosphate biosynthetic process; isoprenoid biosynthetic process. Gene Ontology annotation, cellular component: cytoplasm. NCBI's taxonomy places the organism in Eukaryota, Metazoa, Chordata, Aves, Passeriformes, Pipridae. The transcript is spliced from 5 exons.
GCGGGCCGCGCCAUGUGGCGCGCGCUGCGCGGGGUCGGGUGCGGGGCUUUGCGGAGUUACCGCGGCGCGAGGGGACUGAGGGGCUCUGAGGUACCGCCGGGGCGGGCACGGAGUAGGACCUGUGCUACCAUCACCAUGCCUGAAGUAAACACAGACCACCUGGAUGAGCAGCAGGUGCAGCUCUUGGCAGAGAUGUGCAUCCUUAUCGAUGAAAAUGACAAAAGGAUUGGAGCAGACACCAAGAAAAACUGUCACUUGAAUGAAAACAUUGAUAAAGGUUUACUACACCGAGCUUUCAGUGUUUUCUUAUUUAAUACAGAAAAUAAACUGUUGCUGCAGCAGAGGUCAAAUGCAAAAAUUACAUUUCCAGAUUGUUUUACCAACACCUGUUGCAGCCACCCUCUAAGCCAUCCACUAGAACUGGAAGAAAAUAAUGCCAUCGGUGUUCGGAGAGCAGCACAGAGACGACUGAAAGCAGAGUUAGGAAUUCCCAUGGAGCAGGUAACUCCAGAAGAAAUCUCCUACCUGACACGAAUUCACUACAAGGCCAAGUCUGAUGGGAUCUGGGGAGAACAUGAGAUAGACUAUAUCUUAUUUGUACAGAAGGAUGUGACACUGAAUCCCGACCCUAAUGAGAUCCAAAGCUACUGCUAUGUGACACAGAAAGAACUGAAACAGCUCCUGGACAAAGCUGCCAAGAAUGAAGUGAAGAUCACUCCGUGGUUUAAGCUCAUAGCAGAGACCUUUCUGUUCAAGUGGUGGGAUAACUUAAGUAAUUUGAACAAAUUUGUUGAGCAUGAAAAAAUACACCGAAUGUAAAUAGCUGGGGUAAAAGGUGCUGAAGGCCAGCAAUGAUGUGCUGUCUCAUUGACACUGUGGUAAAUCAUGACUUGGGUGCAGAGAAUUGGUCUACCUGGAGUAUGUUUAGUAUCUUGGUAUAGAGGUUGUUAUAGCCAGCGUUUUUAAUUCUGCUUUCAUCACCUCCUCUGCCCCCUCAUCCUUGUUCUCUUGUGCAAAUUACCUUGAUCUAAUGUAAAAUGGGUAUCAAUGGCAUGAAACCCCUGGGUUCCUCUUUCCCCAUGGCCUGGUGAAAGAUCCUCACCCUGUGUGUGCCCUGCACACCUGGGGAGGGAGCCUGGCUCAGCUGGGAGGGCUGGUACGUUCCCACUGAACACGAGUAUGCCUUAAAUGAUUACACAGGAAUUUGGUUCUGCACUGGUGUUGGGAAGACGAGUUGCCUGAAGAAAAAAACAAUUAGUGCAAAGUAAUCAGGAUUAUUUUAAUUGCAGAAAGCAAAUUCUUCAGCUACCAUACUCUAUAAUUAACCAAACACAUAAAAGCUUAAGUAAUUGGGUUGUCAGGGUGGAGUGAGUUUCACUUUGGAAUGCUGAGUUGUGUGUCAAAGCUUCAGAUAACAAACAGUGGGUGGUCUGGUUGGGGUUUUCACCCUGACACCCUUUUCUGGUUAUUUGAAGUCUGAGUACUGGACAUCUCUUACAUAACAAAAAGGGUUAAUUAUGCCAAAUGUAAAUGGUACCUGUCUAAUACAGGAAGUAGCCUGUCUUUGGAGAUGGGAUAUGCACUAAAUGGCUCUUCUCCAUUUUCCAGAAAACAAAGUCAUCUUGAAAAAAAUUUUUUUUCCUGAAACAUCUGUAAUAAUCAUUCCCAGACUACUCAAACCCACUGAACUCCAAAAUUCAAGACUGACAAUUUGUGGGCUUACACUGAGUCUUGCAGUACAGUUAGUUAGAAAUUGUACUGGAGGUAAUCCUUUUUGAUCUUGCAGUCAGUGGCUAGUAACAAGAGUAAAAUGGAAGCUGUUUUUUGAUAAGACAAAUACUCAAGUCUCUCAGUUUGAAUUAGAUUUUGGGGUUGUUUUUUUCCUCUAAAAAAGCUUAAUUGUUAUUUCUUCUGUUAUCACACUACUCAGACUAGAUUUCUUAAGCCAACUUUUCCUAGAGGUGUCUUAAUGAAAGAGGAUGUUUGUCAUUCCACUUCUCAUUGCAUGGAAAACAUUUGUAACUGGUUGUGUCUGGUUUAAGGGUGAAAUUAACUUUUUCCAGUGGUCAAGGUUUCUCUUUCUUAUCCCCAUUGUGACUGCAGCACUGAAGCUUCUCCACACCAGCAUCUCCAGUGGUUCAACACUUAGAGGUUUUAGAGCCAAUAUUGUUGUAUAUUGGCCAGAAUUGAUGUAUUGUCUUGAAGUAAAUAAUAGUGGGUGAGGGAACAAUGAUGUGAUGUAGCAGCUCCCUCCACUUCACUGCAAUCAACUGCAUUGCCCAGCUGUAGGUAAUUACAGUACUUUUCAAAUACUUUUUAAAUCUAGGAUUGUCUUAAAGAUUAUGAUUAAAAUACCUAACCUAAAA